Messenger RNA from Drosophila hydei, 1161 nucleotides. RefSeq names its product angiopoietin-related protein 3-like. NCBI's taxonomy places the organism in Eukaryota, Metazoa, Arthropoda, Insecta, Diptera, Drosophilidae. The record is from RefSeq and is a predicted model, not a curated record. The coding region runs from base 1 to 1161 and encodes 386 amino acids. The transcript is spliced from 3 exons.
AUGGAUAUGGGAGAACUGCAAUCGCGCAAUCUGCAGUCAGAGUUCAGUGUGAAAUGUUUCGGAAUAAUCCAAUCUCUGCUGCAGGACAUUGAAAUAAAAAAGGAGAAAUUUGUUACAGUUGUACAAGGCAAAGACAACAAAUUGUCUGAGCUGCAGGGUAAAUAUGAUCAGGUGCAAAUGAAACUGGCUGUGGCAGAGACUGUGGCCAGACAGAAGGAGAGCCAGAUACUGCAGCAGCGCGACUUAUGCAACUCCCAUAGAAACAAUAGCCAUAUCAAGGAUGAGCUACUAACGGCCUACAGACAGCAUGUCAAGGAUAAAGCCGCAGAAAUUGCUGAGUUGCAGAAGGAACUCAAGGAGCAAGCAGAGAUCUUAUUCAACUUCACAUCUCAAACUAAGCAAAAGGAUGCCCAAAUAGAGCAGUUGCAAGCGAUUCAGCUAAUACAAGAUGAAAACAUGAGUAAGAGCGCGGCGCAAAUUGAGCAGCUGAAGUCCCAGUUAGAAACUAAAGAUACGUUCAUAGAGAGCUUGCAGUCGAAAAUACUGUCGUACAAUAUCAAAGCCGAAGAGCUGCAAAGCAAUCUGAAGAAUAGAGAUGCCCAAAUCGAGAAGCUGCAAGCGGAAUUGAAAAAGAAAUUGGAAGAGCGAGAUGCGUUUAGCUUGCAGUUGAACGCGAGCGAACUGCUAAACGAGCAAAAGAUAUCGGAAGUCAGUCACUUGAGAUCGGAAUUGAAUCAAACACAGCUACAGUUGUCGAAGUAUGAGGACCAACUCGAUAAUGUGCAAUUGAUAAAUUGCUAUUGGUAUGGCAACUCAUCCGCAAUACGCCAGAUACGUGCUCCCGGCAUCAAACCAUUUGAUGUGCUCUGCGAUUCGCAACUGGCCGGGCAAGGCUGGGCCGUAAUACAGCGUCGCUUUGAUGGAAGUGAGAACUUUUAUAGAAACUGGAGCGAAUAUCGCGAUGGCUUUGGCGAUCUACACGGAGAAUUCUUUAUCGGCUUGGAGAAGAUCUACAGACUCACACUGGCCCAGCCCAACGAGCUGUACGUCCAUUUGGAGGACUUCAACAACAGCGUCUACUAUGCCAAAUAUUCAGACUUUGGCAUUGCUAGUGAGAGCGAGAAAUGCCGGCGACGGGCUCUACUAUGGCAGAAAUCGUAA